GAAGAAAUGCCUGCAGGAUGCCAUCUUUAACUGCAAGUCAGCCGUGUACAGAGGCAACAACAGGAACAACAGGUAAAGCAAAGUCUUUUGAUUUGGCCAGCCCAUCCUCUGAAUCUAUUGGCAACAAUCUUGCAAAACAACCUUCGGGUGGAGACCAGUCAUCAGAGAAUCACACCUGGGGCAAGAGAGUUAAGAGGAAACGAAUAAAGACUUCUGAAGAGGACGACAAUCGUACAUCAGGUUCUGGGAGAACUAGCAGCAGUUCUAGGAAAGUGCAAGUAAAAAGCCCAACAACUUCAAGUGGAAGCAGGGAGGGUGAUGCAGGAGUAGAUGCUGCUGAAGGUGUUCAGGAAGAGUGCGUGACAACAGAAACCAACCUUCCUGUUGUCCUAGGAUUGGAAUGUGACAAAGGCAGCAACUCAAGUACCAGAAAAGCUUGUCUAUCUGGUGGUGAGGAAUUGUCAAAGCUUCCAGACAAUCAUGCUGGAUUGAAUGAUAAUGGACUCUCAAGUAUAAAAGACAGCAUCCAGUUAGACUCCGAAGAAAAGAUUCCAAAGAGACGGAGGGGACGGCCUCGGAAAGUUGCCACCAACAGUUCUAUUACUUUAGCUUCAGAGGAGCCACGAAAAGAAGUCAUUAUUCAUGAAUUGCUUGUGAAAGACUGUUUGAUAAGUGAAAAUGAUUCUCUUCAAGAUGUUGAAGUAAAGUCAGCAAUGAUGGAUUCUUCAGUUCCUGGCCAGGAAUGUGUAAUCAAUGGCAGUGGUAAGCACAUCAUUCGGAACCAGGAAAAGCAGAAAAAUAAAACAGGCAGUACUGCAAUAUUGUCAGCAUUGAGAAAGCUGAGUGAGGAAGUUGUUGAAGCUACAACCAAGCAGCAAGAAAGGCAUUCCUCAAAGAGAGGUAGAAGACGGACAGUUAAUUUAAACAGUGUCUCUCAAUUUCAAGAUUCUCCAAAUUCAAGUGGGAGCAAAGUAACUGAAUCAAGUUGCAUGACAAAAGAACUAGAAAAGUCGUUGAAGAAUUGCCUGCAAACACAUUUGAGGAUCAACCUCUUUCGAAGUGGUUCCAAAUGAAUUCACCGACCACUAAUGAUGCCUCAAGGCUUUCGCCAACAAGAAGUGCGUUGAGCAAUGUGCUGUGGCCAGUAAUGGACAGUUAGCAAUUGUCAAUGAAAAUCAUGCAGUUGACAAACAGGAAA
Coffea arabica (coffee) is the source of this 1198-nucleotide messenger RNA. Its product is annotated as DUF724 domain-containing protein 6-like. NCBI's taxonomy places the organism in Eukaryota, Viridiplantae, Streptophyta, Magnoliopsida, Gentianales, Rubiaceae. The record is from RefSeq and is a predicted model, not a curated record.